Penicillium pulvis is the source of this 1734-nucleotide messenger RNA. Its product is annotated as Pyruvate carboxyltransferase. Gene Ontology annotation, cellular component: mitochondrion. Bases 1 to 1734 code for a protein of 577 amino acids. The record is from RefSeq and is a predicted model, not a curated record. NCBI's taxonomy places the organism in Eukaryota, Fungi, Ascomycota, Eurotiomycetes, Eurotiales, Aspergillaceae. The transcript is spliced from 4 exons. Gene Ontology annotation, molecular function: 2-isopropylmalate synthase activity. Gene Ontology annotation, biological process: L-leucine biosynthetic process.
AUGCCUAUGCUUUGCAACCCCUCCGAAAAAUAUGAUGCUUUCGACCCUCCAGACCUCCCAGACAGAACAUGGCCCUCCAAAAGAAUCACAAAGAGGCCACGUUGGUUGGCGACUGAUCUCCGUGAUGGUAACCAGGCUCUUGCUUGUCCAAUGAACGUGGAGCAAAAAUGGGAGUACUUUCAAAUGCUCCUUCGUGUUGGAUUCAAAGAGAUCGACAUCUCCUUUCCCAGCGCAUCUGAUACUGAGUAUAAUUUCACUCGCAACGUCGUUGCCUCUGCUCCCUCCGACGUAUGGCUGCAAGUCCUCUCGCCAUGCCGCAAAGAGCUUAUCCGACGCACAGUCGACAGCGUUACAGGCGCAAAGAAGGCAAUCAUAAGCUUGUAUAUCGCAACUAGCGAUAGCUUCAUCACAACCAUGUUUGACUCCACUCAAGAAGCCGUCCUCCACACCGCAGUCGAAUGCGUCGAAUACACGCGCUCUAUCACAAAAGACGAUCCAGCUCAACAAGACACAACUUGGAACUUGAUGUUUAGUCCCGAGGCAUUCUCAGACACAGAACCGUCUUACGCUAUUGCUGUCUGCAAAGCCGUGAAGGAGGCCUGGGGUUCCUCAGAUGAUAUUCCCAUUAUCCUUAACCUACCCGCUACCGUCGAGCGGUGCACACCCAAUACAUAUGCGGAUCAGGUAGAGAUUUUCUCUCGUGCGUUCGCGGAUGACACAGACGUUGUCAUUUCUCUUCACCCGCAUAAUGACCGCGGCUGUGCCGUCGCUGCCGCUGAAUUGGGUCAGCUGGCUGGUGCGACUCGCGUCGAAGGCUGUCUCUUCGGAAACGGCGAGCGAACUGGAAAUGUCGAUCUCGUUACCCUAGCCCUGAAUCUUUACAGUCAGGGUGUGGAUCCAGGAUUGAAUUUCUCCGAUCUGCCUUCUAUUAGGAAGAUCGUGGAAAAAAUCACACAGAUCCCUGUGCAUAUCCGUGCUCCUUAUGCCGGUGACUCGGUCUUCAUGGCGUACUCUGGAUCUCAUCAGGAUGCCAUCAAUAAGGGAUUCAAGAAAUGGCGUGACGGGAAAGCCGCUCCUGAUCGAAGCAGCAUAUGGAAAGUCCCAUACCUCCCCAUUGAUCCUGAGGAUAUCGGUGCGUCAUACGAGGCUGUUAUCCGCAUUAAUUCUCAAAGCGGGAAAGGUGGUGUUGCCUGGAUUCUCCAGCGAACAUUGAACCUGGAAUUGCCGAAGGAGUUCCAGCAGGCGUUUUCCAAAGUCGUCAAGUCUGAGUCCGAGGAGAAGGAGCGCUGGCUUACGGAGGCGGAAAUCACGCAUUCCUUCCUGCGCCAUUACUCAAUUUUGGAGAAUGAUUCCCGUAUUCUGGAGUGCUCAGUGACUACGAAGCCGGAUGGCUCAGGUCGCGUUAUCAUGCGGUCUAUCAUCUCAGUUCGGGGUCAGCCUCGUGAGGUCGUGGCUACGGGCGAGAAUGCCGCUGAUGCAGUUUCAUUUGCAUUUUCAUCCUUGGCUGCUCUCAAUCUGGAGUUUGAGGUUGUGCUACGUAGUAUUCAGGGAGCUGAUGGAGAGCCUCUUGUUAUCGCGCUGGUUAAAUGUAGAGAUGUUUGGCGCGCGAGGGCUGCCAAGCGUGGAGAUGUCGCUAUUGCAUUGGCGUGUUUGUCAUCCGCUCUAGAUAUGCAAGAAAAGCUUCCAUCGAGUCGGCAGUUUCUGAGACUCUUGCCGAUCGUUUAUGCGAACUGA